CUGUAGAGCAUGGGUUUCUGUUGAACCCCGGAGGGGGCAGAGGGAGGAGGAGGAGGAGGAGGUUGUUUGUCCACUAGGUGUCAUACUGAGUUCAAGCUGAUGGUGACGCAACCCUCGGCGAAGCAGAGGAAGAGACGGCAGACACCGCACCUUCGACUAAGGUAAAGCAUGGCAAUGACUAGCCCAAGCUCAUGCUCCUCCAUGAGUAACCACACCAAGGAGCGCGUCACUAUGGCCAAAGUGACCCUGGAGAACUUCUACAGUAACCUCAUCGCCCAGCACGAGGAGAGAGAGAUGAGGCAGCAGAAGCUUGAGAAAGUGAUGGACCAGGAGGGCUUGGCAGAUGAAGAGAAACGUAUCCGGCGUUCUCAGCAUGCAAGGAAAGAGACGGAGUUUCUGCGUCUGAAACGUACUCGACUUGGUCUGGAGGACUUUGAGUCCCUGAAGGUGAUUGGCCGAGGAGCUUUUGGAGAGGUUCGUCUGGUGCAGAAGAAAGACACCGGUCAUGUCUAUGCCAUGAAGAUCCUCCGCAAAGCUGACAUGCUGGAGAAGGAACAGGUUGGUCACAUCCGUGCUGAGCGGGACAUUCUGGUAGAGGCAGAUAGCCUGUGGGUGGUCAAAAUGUUCUACAGCUUCCAGGAUAAGAUGAAUCUCUACCUCAUCAUGGAGUUCCUGCCUGGAGGAGACAUGAUGACCCUGCUGAUGAAGAAGGACACUCUGACAGAAGAGGCCACUCAGUUCUACAUAGCUGAGACGGUGCUGGCCAUCGACUCCAUCCACCAGCUGGGCUUCAUCCACAGAGACAUCAAACCAGACAACCUGCUGCUGGACUCCAGGGGUCAUGUGAAGCUGUCUGACUUUGGUCUGUGCACAGGGCUGAAGAGAGCUCACCGCACUGAGUUCUACAAGAACCUGAACCACAGCCUACCCAGUGACCUCAGUAAACAAACCUUCCAGAACAUGAACUCCAAGAGGAAAGCAGAGACCUGGAAGAGGAACAGGAGGCAACUGGCUUUCUCCACAGUGGGAACCCCCGACUACAUCGCUCCAGAGGUCUUCAUGCAAAAUGGAUACAACAAGCUCUGUGAUUGGUGGAGCCUUGGGGUCAUAAUGUAUGAGAUGCUGAUAGGUUAUCCUCCGUUCUGCUCAGAGACGCCUCAGGAGACGUACAGGAAAGUGAUGAACUGGCGAGAGACGCUCACCUUUCCCCCAGAAGUGCCUAUAUCAGAGAAGGCCAAAGACUUGAUCCUCAGGUUCUGCUGUGAGGAGGAGCACAGGAUUGGUGCUGCAGGUGUGGAGGAGAUCAAGUCCAAUCUUUUCUUUGAGGGGGUGGACUAUGACCAUAUCAGAGAGAGGCCUGCAGCCAUUCCCAUCGAGAUCAAAAGCAUCGACGACACCUCAAACUUUGAUGAAUUCCCUGAUUCAGAUAUCCUCACACCAACCGUUGCCCCGGUGUCCAACCAGACCGAGGCUGACCUGAAAAACAAGGACUGGGUCUUCAUCAACUACACCUACAAACGCUUCGAAGGCCUGACUGCUCGAGGAGCUAUACCGUCCUACAUGAAGUCAGGGAAGAGAUGAACGCCUCCAGGCAGGCUUUUGACCAACACCACCAUCAAACCUGAAAGAGUCGUCCAAACCCCCGCUGUGUGAGGAGCUUCAGCCGUGAAGGGAGAACUCUGUCUGUUUUCUGUUACCUGACGAUGAGUCACUCAGCACUCUGCAAAUAAUAAAGGGGCUCAAUUUCAUCCAUUGCUUUCCAGGAACUGCCGCCUUCAUUUCCGCAGGUCUUCACUUUCUCUGAUGCUUGCGAGAGUACCUUUCUACUUCCUGCUCACACAUGAAGACUGAACUGCAAUUUAAAGUGAUUGGGAUUCUCUCCACUUGCCUUUUCCACCAGUGGAUGCAGUGGGAUAUUUUCACUGCUGUUACCAGCCUCCAUCACAUUCCCUCAAUAAACCAGCACCAGUGUGAUGGACUUACCAAGGGCUCUUCUCCUUCCAGACGAGGACAUCCACUCCAUGUUCCCUUUUCUGUUGACUUGUCAACUCAAACAUUGCAUUAAGUCAUCACUUGACUUGAAUCCGGUGUUCUUCAGGGAUCCUGUCCAAAUGUUUCUGGUGGUUUCACUAUGAGGCUUCUAUAAAGUGCUGCUUCUGACCUAACCAAAGACUGUGAGCUGAUUGAUGUUUCUGCUUCAUCCCUUCUUUUUUUUUUUUGGUUCACAUUGCAAAUGUUGCUUAUUGAAAAGUAUGAAUAUAUAAGUGAUGUAUUUUGUGGAACAAACACAAGAGUCUUGUUACAUUUUCACCACUUAUGUUGAAUGACUUUAGCACCUUAUGUGAUGUUUGAUCCAACUCCAGUACAGUCAAACCUACAGCUCAUUUAUGCGUGUGCUUUUAUUGGACUGGAAAAGUACACUUGUGUCCAGACAUGAGUUUGACAGGAGGAGUGAAGAUAAGCUUUCCAUUUCCCAGUUGUAAUGCCAUGAACACGAUGCAAAGUCCUCACCAGGGAGGGGAAGCCUUGAUCGUCGUGUAACCUCUUCCCAUGCUAACUUAAACUAAUGCAAUUCUUGUAGACUUAUCAGCUGUUAAAGGCAGUUUGACCCACUCUACCUAUUUAACAGUGAACAGAAUGAUGCAUUACUGUAGUGCCAGGCAAAGCAUUCAACUCAUUGGGAUGCAGUGUGAACCAGAUCUAGUGUGGACUAACUUUUUAAAUAGAAGCACAGGGCUAAACAUCUUUCAGUGAACACAAUAUCCAAAAUGCUGUCAUUUAAAAUGAAUGUAAAUGAAGUUUUAUGGAGAAUAGUAUGUUUUGCUAAUUCCACAAUGCUGUUUGUGUUGAUGUAACCUGGACCAUACGAUAUUUCUUUUUCCUUUUUGUUUUUCUGUGUCCUGGCACAUAAGGUAUAACUAUGGAAGCCCAUUACGCCCUAGGAAAGAGACGGAACAAGACACACAGUCAGGAACCGUAACAAAAAAAAAUAAUAAUAAAAAAAAAAAAGAGGGAUCUUAAAUCAAAAUAAUGUGCCAGGAUAACAUUUUUACUUUUAUAAUAUUGACAUAAUACAUUUUAGAUUGACUCAAAACUGUCCAAGUCAAAUUAUGACAAACAAGUCUGACUUUAUAAAGUUGAAAUUGGGACUUAGUAUCUAAAUCAAUCUGAAAAUAUUUAUUUUCAUCAAAAUCUUGACUCUUGAAUUUGGUUUUAUUUAGAAGUUUUUACUUGUAUGUAGUAUGUCGGAACAUUGAAUACGUAAAUCUCAAAUUUUGAGUCGACUGAUGUCAAAGAUUUCUCUUCUCUCGUCAAAAUUAUGACAAAAGCCAUAUUUUGAGAUUUAAGAAAUUAAAUUCUGACACUUUCAUACAACAAUGACUUAAAAGAUCCCUUUAAAGAUGAGUCAGUGUUUUAUAAGUGGGACUUAAAAACAGAAAGUUGACUUCGUCAUUCCCAUUUAAAAAAUAAUAUGCCUAGCAGGAAUUGGCUUCCAUAUCUAACAGUUUAGCCUGAAGUUUUUUCUUGUGUGUUAUGUAAAAGUUAGUGUAUUCAGAGAGUGUGUAGAUGAAGCACAUUGUAAGCAUUUUAGAAAAGCAUGCAAUAGGGCUUUUUCUAUGGCAGGGGUCAAUAUUUGAAACUAUCUGUUAUUGGAAGGCUCCUGCGCUGGAUGCUUUUUACAGCAGCAGAUGGGUCAGCUUAAAGCAAUAGAGCACAUGGAAUUACUUAUUUUAUUGAUGCCACUUGUGUGUGUGUGUGUGUGUGUGUGUGUGUGUGUGGGUGGAGAGGGGGGGGGUGAGCGGAUGUGAUCAUGCUCAAAUGAUGCAAUGUUGGAUUGAUGUGUAUGUUGUUUUCUACGAGUGAUGCUCAGGUGUGUGUAUGCCCUGCUCGUGUCAUCAUGUGAUCUGAGAGGCUGAAAUGAGGGAUUUUGGGAAGGUGAGUGUACAUUAUUUAAACCACUUUGUAGUGCGUGGCUGUUGUAUUGUUUUUUUCUGCUAUUUGACAAUGAAUUACUCUGCACUUAC
Messenger RNA from Cottoperca gobio, 4025 nucleotides. RefSeq names its product serine/threonine-protein kinase 38-like. Gene Ontology annotation, molecular function: ATP binding; protein serine/threonine kinase activity. Gene Ontology annotation, biological process: protein phosphorylation. The record is from RefSeq and is a predicted model, not a curated record. Lineage: Eukaryota; Metazoa; Chordata; Actinopteri; Perciformes; Bovichtidae.